CCUCAUAAACAGAAAGUUCAAAAUGGCUGAUUUGUUAGGAUCGAUUUUAGGUUCAAUGGAAAAACCUCCUUCUGUUGGUACAGCUGAACGCAAGAAAGCAAAAGCACAAAAGGCCAUGCUAGAGAAACAACAGGAAGCUGAGAAGAAAAUGUUGGACAACUUUCGUUUAAAGAUCCAGAAGAGAAUCCAUGAAUUUAUACAGGAUGGCAAGCAGGAGAAGCUUAAGCUGGAGCCUAUGGACAAGGUGUUCAGGGCCAUUGUACAUGAAGUUGCAGAGGUUGCUGGGUUGUCCUCCUUUUCCUUUGGUCAGGAGGAAGAAGACAGAUAUGUCAUGAUGUGGAAGAAGGAGUUUGCUCCCUGUGAUGAAGAGUUGCUGGCCUACAGGAAAGGAGAAGAGUGGGACCCAGAGAGGGCCAAGGAGUUGGCCAAACAAAAGGAGCUGUCAGACGCUGCCCAGCAGGAAUUACCUGCCAAGAGCAGCACACCUGCGUCUAAUUAUAGAGACAAGUACAAGCAUCUGAUUGGUGACGAGGCAGCUAAAGAUGCUGCCAGGGGUUUAGUUUCCAAUUCUUCAUACGGCUUUGUCCCCAGUAAAAACAAACAAGACCUUCGGACAAUUGAACAGGUGUUGGCAGACACACGAGCCAGGAAAAGACAAAAAGUUGACCACCAAACCUCCGCUGACCACCAAACCUCCGCUGACCACCAGACUUCAGCUGACCAGUCUGCCAUUGAUGGUACCCAGAGUUCUGCAGCAGAUUCUAGUUGAUGACAGACAUUGUUAGCGUGCAUG
Physella acuta is the source of this 793-nucleotide messenger RNA. RefSeq names its product sperm-associated antigen 7 homolog. Lineage: Eukaryota; Metazoa; Mollusca; Gastropoda; Physidae. The record is from RefSeq and is a predicted model, not a curated record. Gene Ontology annotation, molecular function: nucleic acid binding.